AUGCUGAGCGGCAUGCGCGACGACUCGCCGUCAGGCAGCGCGCCGCCGGAAGGGAUGGAAGCCUUUCCGUUUUUGGCGCCGGGCGGCGCGCCUGUGCUGCCGCUCUCGGCGCUGCGUCAGGGCAGCGCGGCGAUGCAGCGCGAAUCGAGCGGCGCAUCAGAGGAUGAGCCGGAACUCGAUAGCAAGACGGCCGAGGAAAAGAGCCAGAACGAGGCGCAGCUCGCCAAGGUCUACGAGUCCUUCCACUUUGACGAGCUCUGGGCGAAGCUCGGCGAGUCGCUCGCGCGCCUGCGCGCGGACCCGAGCUCGGCCCAGGUCCUGCUGCCGAUCAUUGAGAGUCUCAUGGUCGUGUCGCGCCACGCGAUGAAGGCGCAGGCGGACGCCGAAGGUCGCUCGCUCUCGGAGCCGGCCGCCUCGUCACGCCGUGCGCAGAUGGAGCAAGAGUUUCUCGCAUUCACCGAGCAGCACCGCAAGAUCCUCAAUUUGAUGGUGCGCCAGAACCCCUCGCUGAUGUCGGGGUCGUUUGCACUGCUGGUCAAAAACUCCAAGGUGCUCGACUUUGACAACAAGCGCAACUACUUUACGCAGCAGCUGCACAAGGGCCGCCGCGAGCACUAUACCCCGCUGUCGCUGUCGGUGCGGCGCAAGUUUGUCUUUUACGACAGCUUCCAGUAUUUCCAGCGCCGCUCCGGCCCCGAAAUUAAGCACGGCAAGCUCAAUGUGCGUUUUCACAACGAAGACGGCAUCGACGCGGGUGGCGUCACCCGCGAGUGGUUCCAGGUGCUCUCGCGCGAGAUGUUCAACCCCGACUAUGCGCUCUUCCAGCCGUGCGCGGCGGACCGCACGACCUACCAGCCGAACCGCAUGAGCUCGGUGAACGACUUGCACCUGUCCUUCUUUACGUUUAUUGGGCGCGUGAUUGGCAAGGCGAUUUACGAUGGGCGCCUGCUCGAUGCGUACUUUACGCGCAGCUUUUACAAGCACAUCCUGGGGCGCGCCGUGGACUACAAGGACCUCGAGGCGGUGGACCCCGAGUACUACAACAGUCUCGAGUGGAUGCUGCACAACGACAUCACCGACGUGCUCGACCUGACCUUUGCCGUGGAGGAAGAGGUCUUUGGCGAGACGCAGCUCGUCGAGCUGCGCCCUGACGGCGCCUCGAUUCCUGUCACGAACGAAAACAAGGAGGAGUACGUGCGCCUGGUCACCGAGCAGCGCCUCACGAACUCGAUCAAGCAGCAGAUCGACGCAUUCCUCACCGGCUUCCUCGAAGUGAUUCCCCGCGACCUGAUCCAGAUCUUUUCCGAGCAGGAGCUCGAGCUGCUCAUCUCCGGCCUGCCCGACAUCGAUGUGGACGCGUGGAAGAACCACACGGAGCUGCAGGGCUACUCGAGCAGCGACUCGAUGGUCCAGUGGUGGUGGCGCGCGGUGCGCUCCUUUGACCAGACCCAAAAAGCGAAGCUGCUCCAGUUCAUCACCGGGACAAGCAAGGUGCCGCUGGAGGGCUUUGCGCAACUGCAAGGCGUGCAUGGCACGCAGCGUUUCAAUAUCCACAAGGCCUUUGGCGAGAAUCGCUUGCCGGUCGCGCACACAUGUUUCAAUCAGCUCGACCUGCCGCAGUACGAUUCCUACGAAAAGCUCCGGAGUCAGCUGCUCCUCGCGAUGAACGAGGGUGGCGAAGGCUUUGGCCUGGCAUAG
This is a messenger RNA of Malassezia japonica, 1698 nucleotides long. RefSeq names its product HECT-type E3 ubiquitin transferase. Lineage: Eukaryota; Fungi; Basidiomycota; Malasseziomycetes; Malasseziales; Malasseziaceae. The coding region runs from base 1 to 1698 and encodes 565 amino acids. The transcript is spliced from 2 exons. Gene Ontology annotation, biological process: protein polyubiquitination. Gene Ontology annotation, cellular component: cytoplasm. The record is from RefSeq and is a predicted model, not a curated record. Gene Ontology annotation, molecular function: ubiquitin protein ligase activity.